AGCCGCAUCUCGCGCAUUGUUUUGGUUUUUUUCCCUCUUGCAUUUUCUUCCUUUUCACACAUUUUCCUGGACAAUAGCAACUGAAAUCGUGUCGAAACGGACUCAAUAAUGAAUCUUGAACUACUGGAGUCCUUUGGCCAGAACUAUCCGGAGGAGUUUGAUGGAUCACUGGAUUGCAUCUCACUGGCGCUCACGUGUACCUUCAAUCGCUACGGCACUCUCCUGGCUGUGGGGUGCAACGAUGGGCGGAUUGUGAUAUGGGACUUCUUGACGCGAGGCAUCGCCAAGAUUAUCUCAGCUCACGUGCAUCCUGUGUGCAGUCUCAGCUGGUCCAGGAGUGGUCACAAGCUCCUGUCCGCCUCCACGGACAACAAUGUGUGCAUAUGGGACAUUCUCACCGGCGACUGCGAGUACAAAUUCCGCUUCCCGUCGCCGGUGUUGAAGGUCCAAUUCCAUCCGAGGGACAACAACAAGUUCCUCGUGUGCCCCAUGAGAUAUGCGGCUGUUCUCGUGGAGAUUGGGGGAUCGCACAAGCUGGUGCCCCUGGACCAGGAUGGGGAUCUCAAUAUUAUCGCCACAUUCGACCGGCGAGGAGAAUAUCUAUUCACGGGAAAUGGCAAAGGAAAAGUGCUUGUGUUCAAGGCGGGCUCAAUGGACAUCGUGGCGACAUUCAAGAUCAUCGUAGGCGCGUCCAGUGUCACGGCCAUCAAGAGUAUAGAGUUCGCGAGGCGUGGAGACGCCUUCCUCAUCAACUCCUCAGACAGAAUCAUCAGGAUCUACAACGUGAAGGAUGUGAUUGCGUGUGGGAAGAACGGGGAACCGGAGGCGGUCCAGAAGCUCCAGGAUUUGGUGAACAAGACGACGUGGAAGAAGUGCUGCUUCUCCGGCGACGGCGAGUACGUUUGCGCCGGCAGUGCGCGCCAACACGCUCUAUACGUGUGGGAGAAGUCCGUGGGCAAUCUGGUGAAGAUUCUGCACGGCACCAAAGGGGAGCUCCUGCUGGACGUCGUGUGGCACCCCGUGCGUCCCAUCAUUGCCAGCAUCAGUUCGGGCCUGGUGUCGAUCUGGGCGCAGAAUCAGGUGGAGAACUGGUCGGCCUUUGCGCCGGACUUCAAGGAGUUGGACGAGAAUGUGGAGUACGAGGAGCGCGAAUCGGAGUUCGACAUCACGGACGAGGACAAGUCCAUUGACAUGAGCAACGAGGCGAAGAUGGAUGAGGAGAUUGAGGUGGAUGUGUGUCGAGUGGAGCAAAUUGCCGCCUUCUGCAGCUCAGACGAGGAGUACGAUGACUCCAACAGUCUGCAGUUCCUGCCCAUGGCGCCUGAGGUGGAGGACCCGGAGGAGGGCUGGAACGCCCAGGAGAAUCCCAAUCCCGGCGAGAACACAGAGAACGCGACACAGAACGGGAAUCACGUGAACAGGAAGAAGAAGACGAAAACGUACGACAUCCACUUGGAGCACUCGCCGGCGGAUGAGCAGCACCCGCUGCUGCAGAAUCGCACCAAGGAGAAACAGCCGAUCGCUAUGAAAAAGGGCGGAGCGCGAUCGCGCAAGUGAAUAAAAUUCUC
Molecule: messenger RNA, 1568 nt
Organism: Phlebotomus argentipes
Lineage: Eukaryota; Metazoa; Arthropoda; Insecta; Diptera; Psychodidae
Gene: Rbbp5
Product: retinoblastoma-binding protein 5 homolog
Exons: 3
Coding region: 109-1557 (482 amino acids)
Cellular component (GO): Set1C/COMPASS complex
Molecular function (GO): protein binding
Source: RefSeq, a predicted model, not a curated record